AUGGCUGACGUAACAGCGAUGGACGGCGAUAAACUCAGCAAAAAUGAGCUGAAGAGGAGACUCAAAGCGGAAAAGAAGGCUGUGGAGAAAGAAGCUAAGGUCAAAGAACAGCUUCAACAAACCAAGGAAUCCAAUAACUGUGUGGCAUCAGACAUCACUGCUUUGGAUGAAGAGACGCUCGACCCGAAUCAAUACUACAAGAUUCGCACCCAGGCCAUUCAGGAGCUUAAGGGCACUGCUGAGGACCCGUAUCCACACAAGUUCCAUGUUGACUUGUCGCUCACGGAGUUCAUUGAGAAGUACAAUCAUCUACAGCCAGGGGACCAUCUGACAGAUGUUGUUCUCAAUUUGUCUGGCCGCAUCCAUGCCAAGAGGGCAUCUGGUGCCAAGCUGCUUUUUUAUGACAUGCGAGGCGAAGGUACCAAAUUGCAAGUUAUGGCAAACUCAAGGAACUACAAGUCUGAGGAAGACUUUGUGGUCAUCAACAACAAGCUCAGACGUGGCGACAUCAUCGGUGUCCGUGGAAACCCCGGGAAGACUAAAAAGGGGGAGCUGUCCAUUAUCCCCAUCGAAAUGACUCUGCUUUCACCUUGUCUCCACAUGCUGCCUCACCUCCACUUUGGGCUAAAAGACAAGGAAACACGAUUCCGUCAGCGCUACUUGGAUCUCAUCCUAAAUGACUAUGUGAGGCAGAAGUUUAUUACGCGAGCCAAAAUUAUAACAUACUUGCGCAGCUUCCUGGACCAACUUGGAUUUUUAGAGAUUGAGACCCCAAUGAUGAACAUCAUUCCUGGUGGAGCUGUGGCCCGUCCUUUUGUGACUCACCACAAUGAGCUGGAUAUGAACCUGUACAUGAGGAUUGCACCUGAGCUCUAUCACAAGAUGCUUGUUGUUGGUGGGAUAGAUCGAGUGUAUGAGGUCGGCCGCCAGUUCAGGAAUGAGGGAAUCGAUCUCACGCACAACCCAGAGUUCACCACCUGUGAGUUCUACAUGGCAUAUGCUGACUACCACGACUUGAUGGAGAUAACAGAGAAACUUCUAUCUGGGAUGGUGAAGCACAUCACUGGAGGGUACAAGGUGACCUACCACCCCGACGGUCCAGAAGGACAAGCUCAUGAGAUUGACUUCACACCUCCAUUCAGAAGAGUCAGCAUGACACACGACCUCGAGAAGCUGAUGGGAGUCAAAUUUCCUCCCACUGACAGUUACGACAGUGAUGAGACUCGUAAAUUUUUUGAUGAACUGUGCACCCAGAAGGGAGUUGAAUGUCCUCCUCCUAGAACCACCGCCCGCCUUUUGGACAAGCUUGUGGGAGAUUUCCUGGAGGUCACCUGCAUCAACCCCACAUUCAUCUGCGAUCAUCCUCAAAUCAUGAGCCCCUUAGCAAAAUGGCAUCGGUCAGAGAAAGGCCUCACGGAGCGCUUUGAGCUCUUUGUGAUGAAGAAAGAAAUCUGCAACGCUUACACGGAGUUGAAUGACCCCAUUCGACAGAGGGAGCUUUUUGAGCAGCAAGCCAAGGCCAAGGCCGAGGGUGACGACGAGGCGAUGUUCAUUGACGAGACCUUCUGUACUGCGCUGGAAUAUGGGCUCCCGCCAACAGCCGGUUGGGGAAUGGGUAUCGAUCGCCUCACCAUGUUUCUCACCGACUCCAAUAACAUCAAGGAGGUGUUGCUUUUCCCAGCCAUGAAGCCUGAUGACAACAAAACAAGCGUUCCUCCAGAGGGCACCUCAGUGUAA
Nerophis lumbriciformis (worm pipefish) is the source of this 1737-nucleotide messenger RNA. The record is from RefSeq and is a predicted model, not a curated record. NCBI's taxonomy places the organism in Eukaryota, Metazoa, Chordata, Actinopteri, Syngnathiformes, Syngnathidae.